Sceloporus undulatus (fence lizard) is the source of this 4766-nucleotide messenger RNA. RefSeq names its product aldehyde oxidase 1 (gene AOX1). Bases 902 to 4552 code for a protein of 1216 amino acids. The record is from RefSeq and is a predicted model, not a curated record. Gene Ontology annotation, molecular function: 2 iron, 2 sulfur cluster binding; iron ion binding; oxidoreductase activity. NCBI's taxonomy places the organism in Eukaryota, Metazoa, Chordata, Lepidosauria, Squamata, Phrynosomatidae. The transcript is spliced from 33 exons.
UAAUGCUUGAAUUAGGGAUACUGUUGGUACUUCUGAUAGCAAAUUGUCUCCCUCCCACCACAAACAAAGUCAACCUGCUUUCAGUCUUACUACUGAAGAAUGACGAUUCUGCUGUGUGCACAAAUCCUCAUUCUGAGGGGCCUAUCUGAGGUUUCAGGUGACACAGUUCUACCUUUAAUCCAGAAAAUAGAGGACAUUUUUGUAAAUAAAUGAUGACUUAUUUUCCACUAUUUUUUCAUCAACAGCUAAUGUGGAUGUUUUCAAGAAUAUUCCUUCAUUAUAUAAUGAUCUUUGUUUUGCUUUUAGCCAACUCAUUCUGCUAUUAUUAGGGAACCUGUUAGCACAUCCAAAUUUCUCUCUUUCCUUUCCCUCCCUCCUUCAGCCCAAAACUGAUUUUAAAAAUUUGCUCUAUAAGAUUUCCUAGCCGUUCACUGCCAGUUUUGGGGAUGCACAGUGUACUAAUCACUUGUUGCUGUUGCACUUGUGAAAACAUUUCAAUCGACAGAACCAACCCCACUGGAUCCUAUCUUAUGUUUUCUGUUUUGUUCAGUUGAUUUGCACUUCUUGCUUUGAGAAAGUAUUUUGUCCAAUCCCACAAUUUAGCAUUUGGCGAAAUAUGUAAAAUCUAGAUGCAUUUGUGGCUGUCCAAAGAAAGAAAGGAAAGGAAAGGAAAAGCAAAAAGAAAAUACGUCUUCCCUGUUUUAGAAUAUACAUCAAUGACUGCUUCUUAUCCCAUAUUAUUCAUUAUUCAGCCAAUGCAUGCUUGAUCCCCAUAUGUUCACUAUAUGGCACCGCAGUUGUCACUGUGGAAGGAAUUGGAAAUACGAAAACCAGGAUUCAUUCAGUUCAGGAACGAAUUGCUAAAAGUCAUGGGUCUCAGUGUGGCUUCUGCACCCCUGGAAUGGUGAUGUCCAUCUAUGCCUUACUGCGUAACCACAUGGAACCCACAUCAGAUCAGAUAAUUGAAGCUCUAGCUGGUAAUUUAUGUCGCUGCACUGGUUACCGACCUAUUAUUGAUUGCUGUAAGACUUUUUGUAAGGAAUCCAUUUGUUGCCAAAACAAAGAGAAUGGGGGUUGUUGUUUAGAUAAAGAAGACCAAUUAUCUGUGUUACCUAACAAGGAAAAAAAGACCUAUACAUCACUGUUCUCUGCAGAAGAAUUCCAGCCCUUGGAUCCCACCCAAGAACUGAUUUUUCCUCCAGAACUCAUAAAAAUGGCUGAAAAUGAAACAAGGCAAACACUUACUUUUCAUGGGGAAAGAACAACAUGGAUUUCUCCUGUAAAUCUAAACGAGCUUCUGGAAUUGAAAGCCAAAUAUCCACAAGCACCUCUUGUAGUAGGGAAUACUUGUGUAGGACCUGAUAUGAAAUUUAAAGGUGUAUUUCAUCCAAUUAUCAUUUCACCCACCAGAAUAUUGGACCUCCAUGUGGUGAAGCACACAGAAGAUGGUCUAAUCCUAGGAGCUGCCUGUAGUCUGACUGUGGUGAAAGAUAUUCUGACAAAAGCUAUUUCAAAACUUCCAGCAGACAAAACCAGGAUAUUCAGUGCACUAUUGCAACAGUUAAAAACCCUUGGUGGUCAGCAGAUCCGGAAUGUGGCUUCUUUUGGAGGAAAUAUCAUAAGCAGAAGUUCAACAUCUGACAUCAAUCCUAUUCUAGCAGUUGGCAACUGUAUUCUCAGUGUGGCAUCACAAGGGAAACUACGACACAUACCUUUGAGUGACCUUUUCGCUGAUGGACUUGGAAAUAACACCCUUGAACCAGAUGAGAUCCUAAUGUCGAUUCACAUUCCAUAUUCUAGGAAGGGCGAGUUUGUAUCAGCAUUUCGACAGGCCCAGCGACGGGAAAACGCUUUGCUUAUUGUGUGUGCAGGGAUGAGGGUCCUUUUUGAAGAAGGCUCCAACAUCAUUAAGGAUUUCAGCAUCUUCUAUGGAGGCAUUGGUCCUACUACUCUUGCUGCGAAACAAACAUGCCAAGCACUCAUUGGAAGACCUUGGGAUGAGCAGAUGCUGGCUGAUGCUUGCAGAAUAGUGCUGAAAGAAAUUAUUCUCCCAAGCUCAGCUUCAGGUGGCAAAGUAGAGUUCAGAAGAACACUCAUUGUUAGUUUCAUCUUCAAAUUCUAUCUGGAGGUGCUACAGUCACUGCAGAUAAUGUAUCCUAAUCAGUGUCCCAGUAUCCCUGAAAAUUAUGCAAGUGCCCUUGAACAUUUCCAUACCAAAAUGCCUCAGAGCAUGCAAAAAUACCAGGAUGUGAAGCCAGGGCAGUUUGCCCAAGAUCCAGUUGGACAUCCAAUUAUGCACCAGGCUGGUAUUAAACAUGCCACAGGGGAAGCUAUUUAUUGUGAUGACAUUCGUGCUGUUGAUGGAGAACUCUUCUUGGCUCUAGUAACCAGUGCUAAAGCCCACGCAAAAAUUGUAUCAAUUGAUGCUUCUGAAGCCCUCAAGAUGCCAGGUGUAGUUGAUAUCAUCUCUGUUCAGGAUAUACCAGGCCAAAAUGAGUUUUAUUAUUAUGAUGUCCCAGAUAUUAUAUUUGCUAGGGAAAAGGUGACUUGUGUGGGCCAGAUGGUCUGUGCAGUGGUUGCAGAUUCAGAUGUUCAUGCUAAACGAGCAGCUGCAAAAGUAAACAUAGAGUAUGAACCCCAAGAGCCUGUGAUCCUGACUAUAGAGGAGGCAAUCAAGCACAAUUCAUUCUUUGACCCACAAAGAAAACUGGUACAAGGAAAUGUGGAUGAAGCAUUUAAAAUUGUUGACCACAUUCUUGAGGGUGAGAUCCAUAUUGGGGGACAGGAGCACUUUUACAUGGAAACUCAGAGUGUUCUUGCUGUUCCAAAAGGAGAGGAUAAAGAAAUGGAUGUUUAUGUGUCAUCCCAGCACCCAGCACAUGUUCAGGAAAUGGUAGCCUCCUGUUUAGGAGUACCAGACAAUAGGAUCAUGUGCCAUGUGAAAAGGAUUGGAGGGGCUUUUGGUGGAAAAUUGAUGAAAGCCAGUCUACUGGCAUGCAUUACAGCAGUAGCAGCCAACAAAACAGGCCAUGCAGUUCGCUGCAUUUUAGACAGAGGCACUGACAUGUUAACCACUGGAGGUCGGCACCCUGUCACUGGCAAAUACAAAGUUGGCUUCAUGAAUAAUGGCAAAAUAUUGGCCAUAUAUUUUGAUGCAUACAUUAAUGGAGGAUGUACCGUUGAUGAUUCAGUACUGGUUACAGAGUCAAUGCUGCUAAAAAUGGAGAAUGCUUACAAGAUACCAAAUGUCUGGUCUUCUGCCUGUGCCUGCAAGACAAACAUGCCAUCCAACACUGCUUUCCGAGGCUUUGGUUUCCCACAAGCAGGAUUGGUUACAGAGAGCUGGAUAACACGUGUUGCAGCAAGAUGUGGUUUAUCACCAGACCAGAUCAGAGAAAUAAACAUGUACAAAGAAAAUGAACUCACAUCUUAUAAACAAGAGCUCCAUCCGGAGAACCUUCACAGGUGCUGGAAUGAGUGCAUGGAAAAGUCUGCAUAUCACACCAGAAAACAAACUGUGGAUGAAUUCAACAGGAAAAAUUAUUGGAAGAAAAAAGGCAUUGCCAUUAUUCCCUUGAAGUACCCAGUUGGGUUUUGGACACGUUUCCUUGGCCAGGCUGCUGCUCUGGUUCAUUUAUAUACAGAUGGGUCUCUGCUCCUGACAUAUGGAGGUGUAGAAAUGGGACAAGGACUGCACACCAAAAUGAUCCAGGUUGCUAGCAGAGAAUUAAAAAUGCCAAUGUCAAAUAUUCACUUCUGUGAAACAAGUACAACAACUGUUCCUAAUGCAUGCGGUUCAGUAGGCUCUCAGGGGACUGAUGUCAAUGGAAUGGCAGUGAAGGAUGCAUGCCAGACCCUUCUGAAACAUCUGGAACCCAUAAUUAGUCAGAACCCUCAGGGCACCUGGAAGGAAUGGGCUAAAGAAGCUUUCGAGCAGAGUAUUAGUCUGUCUGCUACAGGUUACUUCAGAGGUUAUGAAGCGAACAUAGACUGGGAGAAAGCGGAAGGCCAUCCAUUUGAAUAUUUUGUUUAUGGAGCUGCCUGCACGGAAGUUGAAAUAGACUGUCUGACAGGAGAUCAUAAGAACAUCAGAACAGAUAUUGUUAUGGACAUUGGAUGCAGUAUCAAUCCUGCAGUGGAUAUAGGUCAGAUUGAAGGUGCCUUUGUUCAGGGUCUUGGGCUUUACACAAAAGAGGAACUCAAAUACUCACCUGAAGGAGUCCUCUAUACACGAGGCCCAGAUCAGUAUAAAAUCCCAGCAGUUUGUGACAUCCCAGAACAGUUUAGUGUAUCCUUGCUGUCACCUUCCCAAAAGACAACAGCAAUCUAUUCAUCAAAGGGGCUUGGUGAAUCAGCAGUUUUCUUGGGGUGCUCUGUGUUUUUUGCAAUAUGGGAUGCAGUGGCUGCUGUGAGGAAGGAAAGAGCAUUAUCUGAGGACUUUGAGCUGAACAGUCCCCUGACUCCUGAACGAAUUCGGAUGGCCUGUGCUGAUCAUUUUACAGAAAUGAUCCCAAAGGACAAAUCCGCUGCUUCAUGGGCCAUCUCCCUUUGAAUUCAAACCAGAAACAUGGAGAACAUGCCAUCAGCCAAAGACAGUCAUUGACUAAUUAAGAAACUCAGUUCAUUUCAAUUCAGUACUUGUUUUCUCAUGGGAAACAAUCAUUGUCGGCUUUAUAUUAGUUAGCAUAUACAUUUCCUAGCCCAGUCAAAUUAUUUUGUACUAGACAACUACAGCAAUUAAAGACAUAUAAUGAUCUGGUUGUGUA